UGGAGCCAUGCAACACAACUUAUAGGCAACUGAUUCCAAACUUCCAGACAAUCUUCCCAUUCUCUUCGGCGAUUCUUACGGUAACAGAACAGGGUUCUAAUAUCAGAACAAAAGACAGGUGGCUAGUAGAGCGAAACCUGAAGAGUUGCUUGAUAAUGAAUGAACUAGAUAGGAUAAGCGAGUUGCCUGAUCCUUUGAUCUGUCAGAUACUUUAUCAUCUUAGCACAAGAGCUGCUGUAAGAACAAGUGUUCUAUCCACCAGAUGGAGGACUCUCUGGCUUUGGGUUCCUAGUUUGGACUUGAUUUACCGAGACGAUUUAGAUGCCUUGGUUAAUUUUGGUGACAGGUUUUUCCAUUCCCAUAGGGUUUCAUGCAUAGACAAAGUCGAGUUACUUGUUCCUUCUUAUAAAAAGCAUGAAGGUGGAGAUGAUCCUUCUUAUGUCACACCAUGGAUUGAUGCCGCAGUUAAGCGUAAGAUCCAACAUCUAGCUGUUGUGAAUUUUCCAGCUGGUAGUUGUAGUUCUAAUCAUGACGGGUGGGUUAAGUGUUAUCUUCAUCAAAUGCCCUUAAGCCUUUAUAUCUGUGAGACAUUGGUAUCUUUAAGACUCCUUGAGGUCCAACUGCCUGAUUCAGAGUUUAUUUCCUUACCUUGUCUGAAGAUUUUGCACUUAUCAAUUCUGUGGAAUCCCAGUGAGGCCACUUUUGAGAGACUUGUCUCGUCCUCCCCUGUCCUUGAGGAGUUGAACGUUUGUGGAUUUUGGAAUGAGAAUGUACAAGUAUUUCGGGUGAUCUCUAAGUCGUUGAAGGAUCUCACUAUAGCAACACUUUUCACUGGCUCGAAAGUUGUGAUCGAUGCUCCUCGACUAGGGUUUUUGAGCAUCGAUUCUAGCCUAUCAGAAUGCUAUGUGAUAACCAAUAUGGAUAGUACCAAUGUCGAAUUAGUUAUUCACCUCGGAAAUAAUUUUGAGGAUUAUGAUGAAGCAAGUCUUUUACCAAACAGUGAUAGAUUCUCCAGUUUUCUCUCUGGGAUUUCCAAAGUCAGGGAUAUAACGAUACUCGGAAACAGUUUCAAGGGAUAUUCAUGGUGCAAAUGGUUACCACCCAUUCUUGAAAGCUGCCCAAACCUAAAAUCCCUCAGCUUGGAAUGUUGUUACGCUGAGCAUCCUGAGGCAGUACUGCCCUUGGAGGAUGUGGAUGAAAUCAAGUUUUCACAUGUGCCUCAGUGUUUGCUAUCGUCUCUAGAGUUUGUUGAUCUCCACCAUGUCCCACUCUCAAGAGUUGUUGGAGAAAUGCUAGUAAGGUAUAUCAUUGAUAAUUCGGCAAUCCUCAAGAAACUCACUCUACAUUUGCAUAAAGAUUGUUCAACAGAAGAUGAAUUGGUUAAGAAACUCCUCAAAAUCCCAAGAGGCUCUGCCAAAUGUGAAGUCGUCUUCGUUGAUUGGAUAGCAUAGCGAGGUUUUGUGGAAUAACAAAGUGAAUAUGCGCACUAGUUUCAAGGGGUUGGUUUCUAAGUUGUAUAAGGCCAUAAUGAUUUUCUUUUGUUGUUGUUUUUUUUCUAUUUGGAUUCUGAAUUCUAUGGCAGCUCAUGAUUGCAAUUUGUUAUUUUGCUAUGUUGUCAUUAUAUUUGCCAUAAAAA
This is a messenger RNA of Raphanus sativus (radish), 1636 nucleotides long. RefSeq names its product putative FBD-associated F-box protein At5g53635. Gene Ontology annotation, molecular function: protein binding. The transcript has 4 exons. The record is from RefSeq and is a predicted model, not a curated record. The coding region runs from base 156 to 1451 and encodes 431 amino acids. Lineage: Eukaryota; Viridiplantae; Streptophyta; Magnoliopsida; Brassicales; Brassicaceae.